Messenger RNA from Exserohilum turcica Et28A, 888 nucleotides. RefSeq lists its product as uncharacterized. The transcript has 2 exons. The coding region runs from base 1 to 888 and encodes 295 amino acids. Lineage: Eukaryota; Fungi; Ascomycota; Dothideomycetes; Pleosporales; Pleosporaceae. The record is from RefSeq and is a predicted model, not a curated record.
AUGGCUUCAUUGCAUAUUAGCAGAAUCAGCGUCGCAGCAAUAAAUGAAGUCCUGGCUCGCUACCCCGCGAUGGUCCCAGAGAAGCUGCGCGACCUAGACGUGCAGCGCUACGAUGGCAUAGCAGCCGCGGUAGCCAACAGACAAGACAGCGCCAAGCAUCUCACCAAAGCCGAAGUCGAGAAACUCGUAGAGUGGAAACUAAAACAUGGCACAUUUCGCCCUGCACUGAUGGGCCUCGUGCAAAGUAACACGGCCCAAGCGGUCGAGGAGACGACAAAGAAGGCGUAUGCCGUAUUAAGCAGCACCAGUAGUACCAGCAAGCGCUCACAGGCAGACGUCCUGGGUGCUCUUAAAAUCCUAGUUGGAUUAAAGGGCAUUGGACCGGCAACAGCAUCUCUGCUUCUCGCCGUCUUGCAUCCAGCCGAGAUACCGUUUUUCUCAGAUGAAUUGUUCCGCUGGUGUUGCUGGGACAGCGAGAUGAAGAAAAACGAGGGCGCGGGCUGGCAGCGCAAGAUCAGGUACAAUCUCAAGGAAUACGAGAUGAUACUGGGAGGCGUGGAGAAGCUGAAGUCGAGGCUGAUAUCUACUGAAGGUGAGGCUGGUGCGAGGGUGAGAGUGGCAGAUGUGGAGAAGGUGGCUUGGGUGCUGGGGAAGGAGAUGGAAGAUGUCAGUGCGGGAGAGGACAUGGAUGUCAGUGCAGGAAAGGGAGAUGCAGCAAAGCAAGCCGAAGAGAGCGUCGAAGAGGAGCCGCAAGAGACAAAGCUCAAUGAGGCUGGGGGCAGUGAGACACGGGCUAAACCUGCACCACAGAAAGGAACGAAGCGCAAAGCAGCUCCAGCCAAGACUGCUGCAGAGGGUACACGCAAGAGUGCGCGGACCAGGAAGUAA